ACACUCGAUAGCGAAUGCGAGAGGGGAUUUAAAUUGGACAAAUAGUGUCCGUCUCACUUGACGGAUAAGGUAGCUAUCUGCUCUCUCAUGCGGUCCGAGGUAAUCCGCUAUUAGCACUGUUUAGCGCUAACCUCGAUACUGUGCGACGUUGGGCUAGCUUGUAAUGUCGGCACUGUUGGACUUGUUUUCCCCUCUAGACUCCGCUUCCUGUUAGCCUUGGGCUAGCUGGAAAAUCGAAAUUAUGCUAAUGAACGAGCAGGUAUAGUUAGCCAACGCAAAGGGGUGUAACUUUACUAUUUAGAGUAGGCUAACCGUUGCAGUUUAGUUCCAGUUUAUUUACGAACCUAUGCUAAUAACUUUAUUUCACAGCCAGCUGUAAGGGCAGCUGGUUUCCUUUAGUUUGCUAACGCUCGACAGCUAGCCAUCUUGCUUGUGUUGAGGGAUUUAAGUAUUUAACUUGACAAGCUUUAGGUGGCAGGGAGCGAGCGAUAUUAACUCAAGUUGCAGGUGUUUGUUAGUGUAUGCGUCGGCAUUGGGAUCAGUCGUAGGACCCAAUUGCGUGUGACUGUUGCCUUUAAAAAUACUUUAUUUUACUGUGGGAAAGCCCGACUGUUCCACUGUGAAAAGACAAUAGAGAACCUGAGACUUGCUCAGCUGUUGUUCUGAUAACGACGACAACCGUUGAUAACUAACUCAGAGAAAAUAGUAUUUUCAUAAUGUUUUGUUACAGAGCACGCUGAUAUAACUAGACUAUUUUUUUGAAUACUUAAUGUACGUUCCUUAGUGGUAAAAUAAAUUAACAGUUUCCGUUAAGUUGACCCGCACAGAUAGCUAGGGAGAGCGUGGAUGUGAUGCAGAGGGUGCUUGUGCGACAUAUGAAGGCUGAACCCGCUGCUUCCAGGUAUCUCAUCUAAUUAUACUGAAACAGCAGCUUUAAAUGCCUCAGAAAGCGCUCGCAGUAGCCGGUCGUCAUCAGAGGUAACUAGGUGAAUAGAGAGACGCGGGGAAGCGGUCUGAAGAGGGAGGCUCCUGCCCGUUUCUGGACAUCCAUCUCUCCAGCCUACCUUCAUCACGUCCAUCCACCACCGCCCUCCUCCUCCCCAGCCAUGGACCCCCCGAGGACUCGGUCGCGGUCUCGGUCUGGCUUCUAUCAUUUCGGUAUGAACGGCAACGUUGGGAGCAAUGGCAGUGGUAACGCGGCUGGAAACGGGAGCAUGAUGAACGCCAGCGGAGGAGGGGUGAGCUACCCGCAGCAGAGCAACCCCGGGUGGGCGCCGCACCACGGUGGUCGUAGCUACCCGGAGAGCCAGCAGCAGCACGCCCAAGGGAGCUACCUGUCCGUAGGGGCGCAGCGCCACUCCUCGCACGGAGCUCACAGACACCCCGGGGCCGGAGGAGUGCUACAUUUUCACCCAGAUAAUGUGUGCAGCGAGGAUCGGGACAAAAUGGAAGACAGCCCGAGCCCGAAAAGGCAGCGUCUUUCCCAGCAGUCCAUGUUGGAUCUCAACUCCGCCCCUCCUUCUACUCCUUCCUCUCCCAUUCGCCCCUGGGAGCUGCCUCCCAGUCGCAGACCACACCCCCACUACAUGCCAGAGAGAUGCCACACGCCUCUUCGCAACCGACGCAGCCCUCCAAUGAGACGCCAGCGGGGCCGGAGAGACCGUCUUACCCGCCACCACCACCACGCCCACAACAACCACCACCACUUCAACAGCAACAACAACCACCACCACCACCAUCACCACCCCAACGCCCACCAUCAUCACCACCACCACCUGCACUCCCACCACGGCCCAUCGCCUGGCCACCAGGAUGAGAACUACCGCCACCCGGCUCCCCCUCAGGGCUACCCACCCUACAGCCAGCAACCUCCCCGAGGACUGGGGCCUGGGCCUGAGGAGCGCCCAGGUCACCAUCCGCCAAACCCCUCCCCGAGGCCCCUCCACCAGUCACCGAACCUAUCUCCCAGGCUGCUUCAUCCUGCGGCCCAUCCACAGCACCCGCACCCACAUCCCCACCCCCACCCAUCCCAGCAACAGAGCAGUGUGGUGCUGGACCUCCAUGAGCAGGGUUCAGCUCCAGUAUCGUAUCCUGUGUCCCCCCCGGGAGCACCACCAGGCCUGCCGCCUCGCUCCGCCCCUCAGCAGAUCCCAGCAUGCUCAGUAGUCUUCAGCGGACAGCACUAUCCCGUCUGCAGCGUCCCUCCUCCUGUCCUUCAGACAUGUUCUGUGCAGCACUUACCCAUGCCCUACCCGUUCCCAUCACUGCUGUCCAGUGACCCAGCAUUCCUGCUUCCCCCUCCUCACCUUCCACAUCCCCCAACACACCUUUCCCACCACCCACCUCACCUGCCUCAGCCUGGACAGUUUGGACCCUAUCCGACGCAGCAGGCCCGUUCGCCCUUACAGAGGAUAGAGAAUGACGUGGAGCUGCUUGGAGAACACCUGUCUUUGGGUGCGGGGCUCCACUAUCCUCCCGCUACCCACCCUGCCCUCACACCACACUCUACACAGCUUCACUUCCUCUCCCACGACCCCCUGCCACAGGAGUUCUUCGGCGUGUCCUAUCCAAACUUUAUUCCUCGGCGUCUCCCGGGGCGACGGUACCGCUCGCAACAGCCACUGCCACCUUCGCCUUACCACCCCAGCCUCCUGCCUUACUUCCUUUCAAUGCUGCCAGUCCAGCCCACAGGUCCUGCCAUCAGUCUCGAGCUGGACGUAGACGAUGGAGAAGUGGAAAAUUACGAGGCUCUGCUUAACCUCGCUGAGCGUCUGGGAGAGGCCAAGCUCCGAGGUCUGACCAAGGGAGACAUCGAACAGCUUCCUUCUUAUCGGUUCAAUCCAAAUAACCAUCAGUCUGAACAAACACUGUGUGUGGUGUGUAUGAGCGAUUUUGAGUCCCGCCAACUGCUGCGAGUCCUGCCCUGCAGCCAUGAGUUCCACGGGAAGUGUGUCGACAAGUGGCUGAGGGCCAACAGGACGUGCCCCAUUUGUCGGGCCGACGCUUCCGAGGUCCAGAGAGACUCCGAGUGACCACAUGAGGGAGCCAGACGUUCCUAAUUGUCUGUCACACUCGUUCAGCACUACCUGCUCUUGAUAUAGUGAUACACAUGUACGUGCUCACACACGCACACACACCGCUUCCUUGUCUUUUUGUGCAGCACUUCCUGCUUGUCUAUCCCUUCUUCUUUACAUUUGAUCUGAUUUUGAUCAGAUUCCCUGUUUCCCAGUUAUUUUACUUCCUGACAUUUCCCUUCUACCAGUGUUUCCUGUUCACAGGAAUACAGGCCCUCACAUGUUAUGGUGAAUUAUAUCUGCCUGACCCCUAUUCUGCUGUGGUGUGUGUGCGUGUGUAUGUGUGUUUGUUUGUGCACUUGCACUCUGCAAGCGUUGUUUGGUCAGCCCUGUAACGGGGGGCUGUGGUACACAACUGUGUGUUUUCUGUGUGCGUGCGUGUCUGCGUGCGUGCGUGCGUGCGUGCGUGUGUGUGUGUGUGCAAGCGAGAGAGAGAUUUUUAGAUGUGCAUGCCUGAGUUUCUGUUGUGUAUCAGACAAGAGUUGACGACAUCAGAGAGUUUCUGCUCUCGUGAGUGACUGACUUAACUUCCUGUUUGUACGUUUAUGCACUGUCUGUCUGUAUGCAUACUGUGUGUGUAUGUAUGUUAUAGACUUAAAUCCUUUUCUCUAGUUUGACACUAAGGGUCCAUGUUGCCACUAUCCCUCUCGGUUGCCUAUUUGAUCCAUUUGUUUUGGUAGAUUAUUAUUAUUAUUAUUGUUGUUAUUAUUAUUAUUAUUCAACCAUUAUAAGUGAUUGUUUUCCUGCCUGGCAGUUACCUCAUCAUUCCGGUUUUGGUCAUCAUUCUUUACAAGCGCUUCACGGCACUACUUUGAAAUUAAGCACAUUAUAUAUUUUUUCUUUUCCUUUCUUUUCUUAGUAAAGAUAAGUUUGUCUGUGACUUUGCAGUGGCACAUGUGUUACAUAUAUACAUAUAUCUAUAUAUACUGUAUAAAUCUAUGAAUAUCUGUAUACCAAAUAAAAGGCUUGA
This is a messenger RNA of Chelmon rostratus (copperband butterflyfish), 4044 nucleotides long. RefSeq names its product E3 ubiquitin-protein ligase RNF38-like. Bases 1107 to 3032 code for a protein of 641 amino acids. The record is from RefSeq and is a predicted model, not a curated record. NCBI's taxonomy places the organism in Eukaryota, Metazoa, Chordata, Actinopteri, Chaetodontiformes, Chaetodontidae. The transcript is spliced from 12 exons.